Molecule: messenger RNA, 820 nt
Organism: Rubroshorea leprosula
Lineage: Eukaryota; Viridiplantae; Streptophyta; Magnoliopsida; Malvales; Dipterocarpaceae
Source: the annotation of a GenBank genome assembly
AAUUGAAACCAAACCUAAGCUCCCUUUUUCUCCACUCUAAAGGUAGCCUUGAUUAUUGCUAACUUAAGCAUCGGAGUGUCUACCCCGAGUUCCACCUCGGGGCUUUGCAGGUCAAUCUGGAGUGCAGACGCGGAUUGAAGAAGGAUUUCUGGUUUGGUGCAAUUACAUUUGGCGCUGUCUGUGGGAAACUGAACUGAAAGCUCCCUUAUUGCUCUCAUCAUGGUUAACACUGGAUCAAUUCGAGCUGGAAACUCAUCUCAGCCUCUUGGACAAGGUCAGGUCCCCAGUAACCUCCCACCUCCGAUCCCAAAUAUAUUCCCUCCUGUAGAUCAUGCAGAAGGAGGAGAUGAAAAUCAACCACACAAUUCAGCUCACAACUCAGCUUCCACCACCAACCAAGACGUAGUUACAGCUCAGCUUGCUGCCAUGCAACAACAGUUUGGUGUUUUUCAGCUAGGUCAAUCUCACAUAACACCAGCUCAGCAACCCCUUCCUAAUGAUGUCACUCGACGUCUAGAUAGCUUAGAAAAGCUAGUAGCUGAACAGCGAGGUGCCCCACCUCCACAUCAUGUUGUUGACUCCAUACCCCACCCUCUGAACACCAACAUCACAUUGGAACCCUACCCUGCUGGCUUUAGAAUACCUCAGCUUGAGACUUAUGAUGGGACGAAGGAUCCCGAUGAUCACCCGCAUGCUUUCUACUUUUGCAUGCAAGCCCAGAACGCCUCUGAUGCGUUGAUGUGAAAAAUCUUUCCCUCUACUUUUCGAGGUAAUGCUUGAACCUGGUCUUACAGCCUACCUCCGAGGUCAAUCAGCUCUU